Messenger RNA from Xyrauchen texanus (razorback sucker), 3672 nucleotides. RefSeq names its product 14-3-3 protein gamma-1-like. The coding region runs from base 125 to 868 and encodes 247 amino acids. Gene Ontology annotation, molecular function: protein kinase C binding. NCBI's taxonomy places the organism in Eukaryota, Metazoa, Chordata, Actinopteri, Cypriniformes, Catostomidae. The record is from RefSeq and is a predicted model, not a curated record. The transcript is spliced from 2 exons. Gene Ontology annotation, biological process: signal transduction. Gene Ontology annotation, cellular component: cytoplasm.
UUCCAUCGGCACGCGCCUCCAGCACAGAGCAGCGGCAAGAGACGAUCGCGCGUGUUCCGCUAUUCAGACAGUACAGACACGUAAAUACCGCUCAUAAACAUCCGAAAGAGAAGCGACUUUAAACAUGGUCGACCGUGAGCAGCUGGUUCAGAAAGCCAGACUGGCAGAGCAGGCUGAGAGAUAUGAUGAUAUGGCUGCUGCCAUGACAUCGGUAACAGAGCUGAACGAAGCCCUGUCCAAUGAGGAGAGGAACCUGCUGUCCGUGGCCUACAAGAAUGUGGUGGGAGCACGCCGUUCAUCCUGGCGCGUCAUCUCUAGCAUCGAGCAGAAGACCUCGGCCGAUGGCAACGAGAAAAAGAUCGAGAUGGUUCGCGCCUACCGUGAGAAAAUCGAGAAGGAGCUGGAGACUGUGUGCCAAGAUGUGCUCAACCUCCUCGACAACUUCCUGAUAAAGAACUGCAGCGACGGCCAACACGAGAGCAAAGUCUUCUACCUGAAGAUGAAGGGCGACUACUACCGUUACCUGGCGGAGGUGGCCACGGGCGAAAAGAAAGCCACAGUGGUGGAGUCUUCUGAGAAGUCCUACAGCGAAGCCCACGAGAUCAGCAAAGAGCACAUGCAGCCUACGCACCCUAUCCGUCUGGGUCUGGCGCUCAAUUACUCCGUCUUCUACUACGAGAUCCAGAAUGCACCCGAGCAGGCCUGCCAUCUGGCUAAGACGGCUUUCGACGACGCAAUCGCCGAACUGGACACCCUGAAUGAGGACUCCUACAAAGACUCCACCCUCAUCAUGCAGCUUCUGCGAGACAACUUGACGCUCUGGACAAGCGAUCAACAAGACGACGAAGGAGGUGAAGGCAACAACUAAAGCCGGAAGAAUCUUCAAGACCCUCUUGCUCUCAGCCGUAUCAUAAAACACGCGUGCUCACGCAACAAGCAAAAGAAAACAUGAAAUAUAUGUUCAAUGAAAAUGUCACACAAGGGGGCAUGGUGGAAAUACGCCAGCCAUGUUUGCUGAUAAUAAAGCGGCGCAGUUUUCUUUGUUUACCACAAGAAACUAAAUCAAGACUGAGUUGAAAAAUAUGCUAGUUAAAAAAAACGAUUGUAUGCUUCAGAAAUACAAAAUGUAUUAGCUUAUAAGCAUUAAAUAAAGCUCUCCUUCUUUGCGGUCUCGAUGACAUUUAUUCAAACACGCUGAGGAAAAAGCUCGUCAUUCAGCUGUUGUAAAUGCCAGCAGGGUUACGAUAUGCCCACACGCUGGCAUAAGGACUGUUCUUGUAGUGAACCACGAAGUGGAGCUGCUUGUACUCAUUUCUAUAGUAUGGGGUAUUUCAAAUCGUUAAGGGCUUAAAAAACUAUCACUUGAAUGUUAUCGCCUCGCAAAAGUAGGAAUUUGCAAAUAGGCUGCACUGGGAGUGAACGGUUGUGUUUUGUCUCUGAUAUACGUACAGAGGGAUUCUGAAUGCACUCGUUACUGUUAGAAAGUCAUUUACUGAAAAACUGGUUGUCUGUGCCAUUUAAACUACACAGUGUUAGUAUGCAUCUCGCCUUGGAACUACACCGAACUAUUGUAGUGUCAUGUUGAUUAGGUGCGCUACAGUAACUCAGUUCCCCAGUUUCGUGCAUUGCCUUUAAAACCCAAAGUGAAGUCUGAUUCUCCUCUCGGAAUAUUGCAAUCGUUACAAUUAUCAUAUUAUGUAUAGUGUCAAGCCUGACCCACAUUAUAAUCAUUUUAAUACACUGAAGAGUAAUUCAAUAAAACCAGUUAAAUAGUCUGUAAAGGGAUUAAUGGGAAGGAGGCGGCGAGAACCGGCUUGACAAUAUAAAUAAUAGUUUCAUAUAAAACUGAACCAAAAAGACAAACACACACACACAGGUGUCGGGUAGAUGUCCGUAAAUCUCUCUCUCUGUCGCACUGCCGUCUCCAGGCUUGAUUAGCCUGAUUAGGGGCCGGAUGCAUGGAACCAGUCCCGCCCUCCACCCUCGAUCUCUCAGGCAUCUUUCCCUGGGGGGAGCGUGCCUUCCGCACUGUCUGCCGGCAGGUCAUCCCUCCCAUCUUCCUAAAUCUGGGAGGGGGUAAAAACACAGGGGGUACUCCCUGUAACAGCGCAGUACCCCCUAAAAACCAAAGUAACAUUUAAAAGAGAGGGAAAAGGCCAACGCGUAAUGCCAGCGGGAGAGAGAGAGGAGAAAUAAAAACACUUACUCGCCGGUUCUCCGAAACGCCAUAGGCUUGGUCCUCGGCCGCCACUCCACCCUCUAGCGGAUGACAGCCGCUCAUCCCCGGACGGAUCGGAGGCAGUCCUGCGGCCCCUGGCGGAUGGAACGCCCCGCCAAAUUUUUGGUGGACGGUAGGAGUCUCCUCCGCCCCUGGCACCGGUAACCGCUCCAGGCGUUUGGUUGGGUGCCCCUCCUUCUCUCGCGGUCGCCAGCCGUUCCUCCGCUUCCAGGCGCGGCUGCUCUGUUGGGGUGGAUGGUAGUGGCGAGAACUCCACUACGGCGCAUCCCUCCUCCUUCCCGGGUUUCGGCACCAGUGUAAAGGGAUUAAUGGAAAGGAGGAGGUGAGAACCGUCUUGACGAUAUAAAUAAUAUUUUCAAUUAUAAACUUAAACAAAAAGACACACACACACACAGGUGUCAGACAGCUGCCCGUAAAUCUCUCUCUACUGCACUGCCGUCCUCGGUCGGCCUUUAUCCCUCUCGGAGGCUCGAUUAGCCUGAUUAGGGGCCGGAUGUGCAGCAUCACGACCCGGCUCCGCCCUGCCACAUAAUCAAAUUAAUCAAAUAAAAAAACGAUGUUAUAACGAUAAAUCCUGAUAUUUGCAGGGGAAAAUAAACGACUACUAUAAAAGCAUUCCCUAAUUACAAAGUCCACUCGGUCACUAUUACAGGUAUAGAAUAUUUCAUUAUUCAGUUCAGCUGUUUGGCAGAAAGAGAUUUUAACAGUACACGAUGUGAAUCUAGACAUCUGUGAGAUUUGUGUUUUUCUUCAGUUAUUUGAUUUUCAUGAAAUGCACUCACUGUUUCUUAAUGUCGGACGAUUUCAGCUCCAAUAUUCUUGAUAAUACAAUAUUACUGCAUGCUGGUGAUGUAUUUAUAUACCGUAGCUCGACUUUAUUAAGAACGGUAGAUGUCAUGUGAUCAAGAAAUGACUCGAAUUGAAUCUAAUCCUUUUCUAUUGAUUACUUAAUAUUGGAUUGUUCAUGAUUGUUUUCCUUGCUGAAGUAUGUGAUACACAAACAGUGCGGGUUCAUCUGUUAUGUUGCUAUAGUGACAUGUGAUUCUUAUAUUUGGUUUUUAAUAAACAAAUCCAGAAAAGACAACAACAACAACAACAACAUUAAAAGAGCUCAUUAAACAAAAUCAGAGCUUCAAACUUUAAUGUCCUGUGAUUUGUCAUAUUAAAUUAUGAUGGUGAAACAGUUCAUGUUGAUUUUAAAAUCUGUCAGAUUUGCUAUAAUAUCAGAGUUUGUUUUUUUCUUCUUUCUGUAUUUUCUGUACGGAAAUCACUCAUUCACGGAACAUUACCGACAGUAUUCCCAUGAUUUCUAUUUCCUUUCUUUGUCCAUGUCUACAGGUAUCUUCCAUGUGAGUCAUGUAGCGAUUGCACAAAGGAAACAUAAUGAUGAUAAUAAUAAUAAUUCAAUAAUAAAAACAUGCUGUGCUCUUCUA